ACGACACACUCGACAACCCCUCAACUCGACCCGACUCAAAAUGGUGCGUUACGCCGCCGCUGCUGUUGUCGAAAACCCGGAUCGCUAUGCUCGCGCACGGGGCGAGUACCUCCGCACGCACUUCAAGAACAUGCGGGAGGUUGCUGCUGCUCUGACUGGCCUCAAGCUCACGAAAGCUUACUCGUACCUCGCCGACGUGCAGGAGCACAAGCAGAUCAUCCCUUUCCGUCGGUUUGCGGGUGGCGUUGGCCGGGAGAGCCAGGCGAAGCAGUUUAAGGCUACGCAGGGUCGCUGGCCGGAAAAGUCAUGCAAAUUCAUGCUCUCCCUCCUGAAGAAUGCCGAGUCCAACGCCGAUGCCAAGUCCCUCGACCUCGCCGACCUGACCAUCAAGUCCAUCGUUGUGCAACAGGCUCCCAAAACCCGCAGGCGCACUUACCGUGCCCAUGGUCGGAUUAACCCCUACCAGGGCCACCCGGUGCACAUCGAGGUGUUUUUGCAUGCUGCUGGGGAGGAGGUAGAGAGGGAGGAGAAGGAGGGCGCUGUUCUCCAGUUUAAGGGCCUGAACCGGAGGCAGGUAGCGAGGAAGAGGAUCGAGGCUGCCCGGGCCUGAGUAGAUUGACAGGGCGUUGUUUGCUAGGCAUUAUGCAGUAUGACAAUGCCUUAUGAUGAACAUACUCAUCUGACAUCACGGUU
Molecule: messenger RNA, 693 nt
Organism: Dacryopinax primogenitus
Lineage: Eukaryota; Fungi; Basidiomycota; Dacrymycetes; Dacrymycetales; Dacrymycetaceae
Product: ribosomal protein L22
Exons: 5
Coding region: 41-610 (189 amino acids)
Biological process (GO): cytoplasmic translation
Cellular component (GO): cytosolic large ribosomal subunit; ribosome
Molecular function (GO): structural constituent of ribosome
Source: RefSeq, a predicted model, not a curated record